Messenger RNA from Lates calcarifer (barramundi perch), 7058 nucleotides. It is a transcript of the gene cnot3b, whose product is annotated as CCR4-NOT transcription complex, subunit 3b. Gene Ontology annotation, biological process: regulation of DNA-templated transcription; regulation of stem cell population maintenance; nuclear-transcribed mRNA poly(A) tail shortening. Bases 479 to 3265 code for a protein of 928 amino acids. NCBI's taxonomy places the organism in Eukaryota, Metazoa, Chordata, Actinopteri, Centropomidae. The transcript has 19 exons. The record is from RefSeq and is a predicted model, not a curated record. Gene Ontology annotation, cellular component: CCR4-NOT core complex; P-body; nucleus.
CAUGCCAGUAUCUUACUCCUGUGCCAGUCAGGGUUAUCUAGCGGCAAAGAUUAUCCAUGGAUAAACUCCAUUUCCCAGAAUACCCUGUGGCCACUAGAGAAAAGAGAGGGGCCCUUUCACCUUUACAAUCUGUCCAAUCAUAGUGCGAGUUGUACGGGAAGUAGUAAAACCAGCCUCUCUUGACGGACAUCAGGCUUUAACGAAUAGCAGUGCGGGAGCGGCUGCAUCGGGCCAAUCACAGGCCGGGUGGGCGGGACUCCUGUCCAACAGGGCAUCGGAGGAGGAGGAGGUGUUCCUGGCAGCCAUCUUGGAUGUGCGGAGUGAUUGUUUAGCGAGAAGAAUUGUGACAAUUUUUAGAAAAUAAGCCUUUAUACUGAAACGUAGAAGAUCUACCGGAGUGGGGCGACCGAGGAAAGAAAUCGGAACUCGGAAAAAUCCAGUGAAAGAAGGCAUGAAGACAUCAUCCUAGUCAUCAGUCAUGGCCGAUAAAAGGAAACUUCAAGGUGAAAUAGAUCGAUGUCUGAAAAAAGUAGCGGAGGGAGUGGAACAGUUUGAAGACAUCUGGCAAAAGCUUCACAAUGCAGCCAACGCGAACCAGAAGGAGAAAUAUGAAGCAGACCUCAAGAAAGAGAUUAAAAAGCUACAGCGUCUUCGAGACCAGAUCAAGACGUGGGUGGCAUCCAACGAGAUCAAAGACAAAAGGCAGCUAGUAGAGAACCGCAAACUCAUAGAAACGCAAAUGGAGCGGUUCAAGAUAGUGGAAAGAGAAACCAAGACAAAAGCGUAUUCGAAAGAAGGAUUGGGUCUGGCGCAGAAGGUGGACCCGGCCCAGAGAGAGAAGGAGGAGGUCGGGACGUGGCUAACGAAUACGAUAGACACGUUAAACAUGCAGGUGGACCAGUUUGAGAGUGAAGUGGAGUCUCUGUCGGUCCAGACUAGAAAAAAGAAAGGAGACAAGGAGAAGCAGGACCGGAUUGAGGAGUUGAAGAAGUUCAUUGAAAAGCAUCGAUACCACAUCCGGAUGCUGGAGACGAUACUGAGGAUGCUGGACAAUGACUCUGUGCAGGUGGAAGCCAUCAGGAAGAUCAAGGAUGAUGUGGAGUACUAUCUAGACUCGUCGCAGGAUCCAGACUUUGAGGAGAAUGAGUUUCUGUACGACGACCUGGAUCUGGAGGACAUUCCUCAGUCUCUGGUCGCCACCUCUCCACCGGGACACUCGCACUUGGAGGAUGAGAUCUUCCAGCACUCCAGCAGCACACCCACCUCCACCACCUCAUCUUCACCCAUCCCCCCCUCACCUGCCACUUGCACUACGGAGAACUCUGAGGAUGACAAGAAGAGAGGACGUUCAACAGACAGUGAAGUUAGCCAGUCACCUGUGAAGAACGGAAACCCCUCAUCCUCGUUAUCCUCUUCCUCGUCCUCGUCCUCCUCCUCCUCCUCCUCGUCUUCUUCCUCCGUCUCAGGACUGACCUCAUCCUCACUGGUCUCUAUGGCGACCAUCGCUGGGGGAGGAAGCAGCGGCUCUGGGGGCAACAGUCAUCACAGCAUCUCGGGGGGUCUCCUCUCCAACACUUCCGCUGGCAGCUACAGCAACGCCACCCAGCAGCAGCCGCACCCGUCAACACAGCAACCACAGGCCAAAAACUCAGCGAGCUCCUCCUCCUCAGCUCCUAUCACCAACCCCAGCACCUCCACCAACAGCCACCCUGCCUCCUCGGCCUCCUCUCCUCCCAAUGCCAGCACACAGGGGCUCCUCACUUCAAACUCCCAGCCCCAGGCUCCAUUGGGGCCCACACCGACCUCCAACAGCUUCGGCCUCGGUCUGGGCCUCUCUCUGGGGAAAGGCGGCAUGUCCGGCUCCAUCACCACCAGCCCGAUGUCCGGGGGCCUCGGUUUGUCAGGGAUGCCGGCGUCCCUGAGCACCAUGGCAAGCCUUCUGUCCAGCUCCACCCCGACACCCUACGCUCAGGCAGCCGCCUCGGGCACAGUUGGCUCUGGCUUACCGGGUUCUCUGGGAGGUGUCAGCACCACGUCGACCAACAGCGCGGUGGGCUCCAUUGGCAGUGGAAGCAUCACAGUCGGCGGGCCGACAUCGUCAUCGGGAGGUUUGCUGGGCACGGGGGUGAGCAGCGUUGGAUCUGGGAUUCUUGGUUUGGGUUCCAGUCAGUCGGGAUUGCAGGGGUCUUCUCUGGUGUCACCGAGCCCGGUAGGAGGCUUAGCUCCAGGUAGCGGAGUAGGAAUCAUCGGGAGCAAUGGAGGCAGCUCGGGAUCAGGGGGGAGCGGAGUGGUGGGAGGAAACUCGUCGCUCUCUGUCAGACCGCCGAGCCGACAGAAGCAGAAUGGUAGCACUAGUUACAGUGCUGUGGUAGCAGACAGCACAACAGAGUCCGCCCUCAACAGUGCCAGCCAAUCACAAAGCAGCCAACCCUUGUCUUUGACCUCGACAGCCAAUCAGCCUAAGGACACUGGUCCCAGUUUACUGGGCUCUCUGAGUUUGUCGUCCAGCUCUCCGUCGCCAGCCUCUUACAGCGAGGCCAAAACGGUGAGCGGCGGCAGCCUGCUGAACGGGCCACUGUCCUACUCACAGUCCUCCGAUAGCAUCAAGCCCCAGGAGCCUCUGAGCAGCCUGAAAUCCAUGGCCGAGCGAGCAGCACUCAGCUCAGGGAUGGAGGGAGACGUGCCUUCCCUGCACCUCACCCCAGACAUCUUCCCCAGCAGCACUACGGCCCCCUCGGGUCCCCCGUCAGCACCUCAGCCCUCGCUGUCGGAGGUCAGCAUCCCCCCAUCGCUGGGGGUCUGCCCACUGGGGCCAGUUCCCCUGUCCAAAGACCAGCUCUACCAACAGGCCAUGGAGGAGGCGGCGUGGACGCACAUGCCCCACCCGUCCGACUCCGAGAGGAUCAGGCAGUACCUGAUGAGGAACCCGUGCCCCACCCUGCCUUUCCACCAUCAGGUGCCACCGCCCCACUCCGACACUGUAGAGUUUUACCAGAGGCUUUCCACAGAAACCCUCUUCUUCAUCUUUUACUACCUGGAGGGCACUAAGGCCCAGUAUCUGGCAGCCAAAGCCCUGAAGAAGCAGUCGUGGAGGUUCCACACAAAGUACAUGAUGUGGUUUCAGAGGCAUGAGGAACCCAAGACCAUCACUGAUGAGUUUGAGCAGGGAACGUACAUUUACUUUGACUAUGAGAAAUGGGGCCAGAGGAAGAAGGAGGGUUUCACGUUUGAGUACCGGUACCUAGAAGACCGAGACCUCCAGUGACCUGCAGAGAGAGACGUAGACGGACGGACAGACGGCUGAGAAAGUGAGUGAGGGACGGUGGACAGAAAAGAAACAAACGAAUGAACGAAGAACUUGGGUGGUCCACCUGCUGACAUUCCUGGAUUUGACCUCAGCUCGUUGGGGGGAAAGGAGACGUUCGGGCCAGAGGGGGGUGGUGAGUGGGUUGAACCCCUCUCUCCCUCUGACCCUCCAACCCCGCCUCAUCAUCCUCAGUGAUUAACUCCUCCCACCCUGUCCUCCUCCUUCCUCCUCCUCUCUACCACCUCUAUCAUCAGGCCUUUUAUUUCCAUCUUUUCCUGAACUGGAACUUUCUUUCAAACAACAACGAGACUUUGGUUUGUUUUGGCAGAUAAGACACAAAAAGAAAAAUCACACCUAAUAUCCAGACUAUCGUGCUUUUCCCACUCUGUGUUAUGUUGGCUUUAAAAGCUGUUGCUUAUAUUAGCCCCUUAUGAACCAAAGAUAAUUGGUUAAUCAUACAGUACAGGCUCUGCCCCCUUUCUAAACUGACUAAACCUAAAGAGGCUAAUGUAGAAGGUUCAGACCACAAUCAUAAAUCUGUGCAGCAACAUCCGUCAGGGCUUUGAGCACAGAGUGACGCAGCAGGACAGGAAUCAGGUGAAAAAUCUGACUCAAGUUUUGUAAAAUGAAGGAAGAAGUGAAAAUCCGCCGCCUCAAGAUCUUAAUGACCCGUAACCUGAACACAUAAGGUGCAGCUUCUGCAUUGUUUUCCAAUGAUUUGAAUAUAUAUAUGGUGGCCAGUUCAUUAGACACGCCUUCCUAAUGUAAUCUUUGUCUAACACAACCUGCAAUAAAUCCUACAUUUACCAAGAAUAUCAUGCUCAGAUUUUGUUUUAGAGACAUGUUGAUUUAACUUCGUGAUCACUUUGGGAUAAUGGAAAAAGCUACAGUUCAACACCACCACAGAUUACAUCCUCUGAAACGAUGAAGUUGAAUCAGCUCCUCUCUGAAACAGUUUCAACAAGAAGUCAACAUUAGAACCUUCACAAAGGAAGAUCUACUGAAUUAGAUCUAUUCGUUUUAACUAGGUGCACCUAAUAACGUCAUCAUUUUUUCUCAUAUUGAUCGUUUAAAAGUCUGUAUUAAUAUAUGUUUAAUAGAAGAGCCCCACCUGCAGUAGUACAUUGGGACCAGUAGAGAGGUCAGUCUCCCUUUCUGCUCACUAUCAUCAAAAAAUGUGAAAAUACUCCCCAACACUUAGCUCACAGUGCUUGGCAGUUAACACGGACAGAUACACCUUUAUUAGGUACACCUAGAAAUACAAACCAACACAACUGUUCUACCAUAACAUCUACUUUUACGAUGCCUUCAGUGUUCAGUUUAUACAAUAUUUUCACAUUUCUGACCAAAAGCCGAACAAGAUGAACAAAAGCAGAGCCUUAAGUUAUGGGUCAAUAAGUUCUAGUGGUGGAAAAAGGUUCAUGAAAAGUUUUACCUAUAAUCCUCCAAAAACUGAAUGUGGUUUGGUGUGAGAUGAGGUCAUCAUUUUGUCAGGAAACAGUAGCUAAAUAACCUCGUCCUCCUGCUCUGCUGCUGCUACAACAAGGGCUUGUUGAGCUUCAUCGCUUUGACACUGAUGAGCCUUAGAAACUGACCUUUGAACCAGUAAACCUGCCUCUGGUGUGCAGUGACUCUGCCUUCACCUAACCUGACUGCCGCAGACCGAACCCGACCGUCUGUUCCCCAGGGUGGAAAACAAACACAGCCACCAGCCAAAUGUGGGUAAAUGUUGCUCGUGGGAGGCAGCGCAGGCCUCUGUCACACUUCACUAUUUUUCAGAGGCCCUGUUGUUGUGUUGUUUUCUCGUGAAGUGGUAAAAGUGGCCGGAUUGUUUUGUGAAUCCGCCAGCCGCUGAGGUCUAAAAAUAUCCUGCCCUGCCUACUCCCAUCUAGCCACAGUGGAGGAGGGUGACAACACAGCCAGUGAGGUGUUGGUAGUAACUGUCUUUUACCUGGUGGGCAGUGUUAUGUCACAGUUUGCCUCGGAAACGUACUUAGAAACCAGAAUAUAUCUCACAAGCACCUGUGGCUCAACAGUCAGAUGUGUGUCUUAAAAUUUACACAAGAGUCAGUUCACUCAAAUACUAAAAACUACAUUUCCUCUAGUAGUAUCAGGUCGUACAGAUAGUUGCCACGUCUCAAGGUAUUUCUGCCUCUGUUCCAGUACAAUGGGGGUGAAUGUAAUUUCAUUUGUGGUGCUCACAGCAUUGAAAACUUAAACAGUAACAUCUGUCAACACAAACAGUGUCCUCCCUGGUUAACAGCUUCCACUGGAUCUACUCCCCGCUGUAAAAAUGUAGAGUGAAGAGAGUUACAGUUGUAACUGUGGGUAAACAGAGAUGUUGCUGUAGAAGUUGUUUUUUAAGGAGCACAAACUAAAUUCUGUUUGCCUCCAUUGUUCAUUCAGGCCCAGCAGCUGCCAGUGUUUUUUGUAAUUUGGGUGGACUGAUCCUUUAACGUAAAUCUACAGCAGUGAUCGGUAUGAGCGUCGUGGGUGUUGGAUGCUACCAGCAGCUGGAUGGACAGUUUGUUAGUCUCCCAUCUCCCUCCCUCUCCUCCUCUUCCUCCUCCUCCUCCUCCUCCUCCUCUUCCUCUUCUCUGUGCUGAAGAGCACAAACAGAGCAACACCAGCACUGCUGCCCACAUCUCCUCCUCUGUCCUCCAGCUCUCCGCUCCAUGUUUACACUUUACAGGGUUCGACCGAGCCGACUGGGCCCACAGUAAACACACACACACACACACACUCACACACACUAACACUGCCCAGUUCUUACUACCAACAACUCCUGGUUUCAGCUCUCUCCACACCCUGCAUCCUGCUGCCAACAAACUGCAGCUUAUUUUGUUAUCUUAUUUUUUUACGCUUGGAUUUUGAUUCAGUUUUCUCACCUUCGUCCACUCUCCCUCUCUCUUUCUCUCUCUCUCUCAGCCGACCAGCUCCCCCCUCCUCCCUCCCCUCUCCUCUUCACACCAGGUAGAUAUUUCCUUUGUUUCUCAGGAAGUAUUUGAUAGAUCAUUUUAUGAGGAAAUGUAUCCGCCAGCAGCUCCUGUUGCCACAGCACAACAACAACUAAAUAAUCUUCCCCGACAGAUUAGCACCAAAAUUUUAAUUUUUAUCCAUCAUUUGGGAAUCUUCACAAGCGUUUUCCCCUCUCUACACUUUUCAUUUCACAAAAGGCUUUUUUAAAAAACGAAAUAUUAUCCUCCAAUGUUUGGAGCAGCACCUGGAAGAGAGACCAUCUUUAUAUUUUGUAUUUUUUGAAUUAACUGUGGUAGUUUGUACUUUUUUUUUUUCUUCUUUUCAGAGAUGGGGAAAGCAUUUUAAAACCCACUGGAGAACAAGGACCCCUGUUCUUUUUAAAGAUCUUCUCCAACAGGAGUGUGGUGUGUUUUUAUAGCCAAACAACAGACAGACAGACAAACUCUACACCCAUUCACUUGACUGACAGUCCUGCUUUUAACCUUUUGUUUACUGUUUUUUUUCUUUUUUUUUUGACAAGUGGGAGGGAUGAGAGGUCAAUCCGAGAGCUGAAAUGUGAAUCUCUCUCUGCCCCUUGACAAAGUGUUGUAUAGACUCUCACUCUUCAAACCUCUCCUUUGUUUUUUUUUUGUUUUUUUCUCUUUUGUUUGUUGUUGUCGUCAGACAGCAUGGAAUAAUGACACUUGCAAAGUGGCGCUGAAAAAGUAAAUAAUGAAAUAACCAUGAAUAAAGGAUUGUAAAAUAUUAAAAGAAUUACUUUUCAGAAAAAAAA